AUGGUGUUCAGAAAAAGAAAAAAGCUGAAGAGGGAUUUUCAAAUACCGCACAUGUCGUCGUCAUCAGGAGGACUUGCUCCUGGCGAUGUGACGGCACCAAAUCCUCUACACAAUACAAAUAAAUAUAAGGUGUAUGUACAAGCUGUCGAUCGAGCUUUGAAGACAUUUGAAAAUCCUAACGAAUGGGCUGAUCUCAUCUCAGCACUUGCCAAACUAGCCAAGGUAUUCCAAUCUAAUGCCAAAUUCGGAGACAUUCCCAAACCAGUUACUGUCGCCAAGCGAUUAUCACAGUGCCUUCAUCCUGCUCUUCCCAUGGGUGUACAUCUAAAAGCGCUCGAAACGUAUCGUCAAAUAUUCGACAUUCUGGGUCCACAAUCCUUGCCUAAAUUGCUGUACUUGUUUGCCGUUGGUCUUUUCCCACUGAUGGACCACUGCGGUAUAAAGGUGAAAUCUGAACUUUUCAACAUUUUCGAGCAAUACCUUUUGCCGUUGGGCCAGAACCUGAAACCAGCUUUACCCGGUUUUCUGGCCGGAGUAUUGCUGGGUCUCGAGGAGGGCACAGAGUUCUAUGAGAGGUCGCUAUCCGUACUCGAUCGUGUUUGCGAGGGUGUUGGAGAGCGUGCUUUCUUCGCAUGCCUUUGGCAAGCCGUCCUCGGCUCUCCAUCUGUCCGAUUGCCAGCAAUGCUGUAUGUAAACGCGAAGUUUGACAAGACGCGAACGCUUGAUGAUCAAAUCGCAAUUGUUGGCGACCACGUGAAUCAUAUGGUUGCCGCACUUUGCGCGACUGCAAGCGAUACUGGCUCACCGUUAGUUCAACGGAACUUGUUAGAUUUCUUGUGUGCAGCGUUUCCUCUUGACAGCACCAAUCUAACAAGAGAGGAUUUUGUGCAGUUGUUAAUGCGAUGUAUUUUCGUUGUGUUACGACGUGAUAUGUCUUUGAACAGGCGUCUUUACACCUGGUUAAUGAACCCUACAGGUGGGAACGUAGCCAUCAGUAGCAUACCUGUUGGUGAUGAGGGAGUGGAGUCUACGUUCUUCAUUGACAAAGUUCUACCACUCAUUGUGGAAGCGCUAACUGAAUAUCUCAAACUCGAUGUUAUUGAAAUCCCUCAGUCAUCAACGAAUGCUUGGGCGCAUGGAUGGGGAGGACAGCGGGAGAGUGAGCAACAUCAAUUCGCUGAAGUGCGAGUUUGCCGACUGUUGCUGUAUCUUCAAGAUCGCGCUGAUAUUGGCGGACCUGUUCUCAAUAAAGUUUUUCCACUGUUUUUGAAAUGUGUAUCAAACGUCCACGAACGCUUGACGACAGAAAGUGACCAGGUCAAAGAAAAUAAAGAUUCCGAUACCAGUUUGGAUCGUAACCAUCUGCGACUAUCGCUGGACUUGAAAAAGAGCCCUUCUAAUUCUCGUUUGUCAAAUGCGGAAGCAGAAGACGACAAAGUGAAGGAACAGGAGCGACGUCUCGACGAAAUUUCGAAGACGCUCAACCUUCUGUUGAAUUCGCUGGAAACAGGAUUUCUGUUCGACUUUCUGGGUAACUGGUUCGCGGAUCUUGUUGCUCAAAGCGAUCCAAAUUCUGAGGAUAUAUCACAGUUCGCCAAGGUCGUUGUAUUUUGCUUGGAAACUUGUAACCUUGACGGGGAUCCUGCUCUGCGUGCGCAGUUUCUGCCGAAGUUAUUGCGACGGAUUCUGAACGGCCUUCAUACCGAACAGAAGCUUGUUUGCGUGGAUAACUCGGCUUUGCUAAUGAUGAUUGAAGUUUGCACAAAAUUAUUAGCAGAGAUAUCCCAAGGUGGGGCGUUUGAUGCGAGUGUGCACAACGACGAGCUGUCAGAGGGAUCAAGCGUGGUCGGAAGUCCUCGAAAGCAGGCACUGAACAUAGUCAUACCGGGCGUGAACGAUGAAGAUCAAGCGCUUGUCGAGCUGUGUGUUAACGAAUGCCUGAUGCUGCUUUCAUCGGUGUCACGAAUGUACUACACAUCUCGAUCAAGUAACCGUCUCCUUCUUCUGACCUCUGUGUGCAAUCUGACGUCACAAUUCGUGGAUUAUCCGCUCUAUUGCUUCUCAUUAGAACAUCAAAGCAAUCCUAAACUGCCAUGCUGGCUUGAAGAGCUGCUGAAGGUCGUGGACGCUGAAACUUGGGUGCAACAAAUGUCGUCUACAUCACAGUUUAUCGACAUCUCUGAUCUGACGGCAAGAACAACUGCUUUUGAGCUCGUGGUUUCAAUCUAUUUGAAGUGUUCAUCAGUUCUGGCACAGCAUGAAGCUGCAAAUGGGCGAAUCUCAGGAGGCUCUACGGGUGUUACUAACGAAGCUGAAGAUGUGCAUCCAACAACAGUGUUGUUAAAGCCGUUGCUGUUUGCGUCGCAACUCCAACAGCUGGAACGAGAACGGAUGAUCAGUGCAGAAGCUGCUCAGACAUUUCACCGGAUGUGGAUGCUUACAAGGACUGGUGACGAGCAACCUCCACUGUGUACAAAGCCAUUUAAUAGAGCAGUCAUGUUGUUACUGGGAGUGUUGGCUGAUGAGUCCGUCUCACGAGCUCGCACCGAGUUGAAAAGUGCUGCUGCCGCGUGGUUCAUUGACUGUGCCAAGCAUAACGACCUUCCGAGAAUUGUACAGAUGCUCGCGACGAUGUUAAUGAAUCCAGUAACAGCUCGGAUUUCAAUCCAAUAUGUUUGGCAGGAAGCAAGAUUGACCAAAGAUAAUUUUUCGUCUAUGCCAUCAGAUGUCUCUGUAGUUACUUUGGUCACGUCGGAUGGAAAGCAGAGGCUGUACCACUUCGAUGGACCGGUGACAGAAGGGAGUGAUUUGCGCAAUCGCCUUCUCUUGUCAUCCGAAGCAGAUCCAUCUGACUCCGAACAAGGUGUCUCUACAUGUGUGGCUCCUGGUGGCGACAUCCCAAAUUUCGAUGAGGACACUGAUUCUCUCGAUACACUGUCCAUCUCCAUGGAAGGUGUUGAUGUUGGCGUUGUGGAAACUUUGCAGUACCUGAUUGAUUGUGUUGUGGAAGAGGAAGAUAGCGAACUCGAUAAUCAGCAGCGACUGGAAUCUGCCUUAGCGCAUGCUCCUCCUGAAGGAGGAGCUGUUGUCUUCAGGUGA
Molecule: messenger RNA, 3099 nt
Organism: Cooperia oncophora
Lineage: Eukaryota; Metazoa; Nematoda; Chromadorea; Rhabditida; Trichostrongylidae
Source: the annotation of a GenBank genome assembly